GAAGAUGAAACUAUCGACUGAGUUUCGAAUUCUGACAGACGAGGACGCGCACAAACACGACACGGAAAAACUGAAGUCUUUUAAACAACAGCCCUGGUCGUGAGGAAUUGUUUUUCACGUAUGUUUUUUUUUAUCAUAACAGAAGAUGUUUGCACAAUAUCAGUGGCGUUUUCUCCUCGCGGAUACGCGCGAUGCCCUCGGAUUACGCGUAAUUUGAGAUUUCGUAAAACUUUAGGCGUUUUUCUGACGUAAAAAGUGACUCGUUUCGGUUUAAGAUUGAGCCAGAUGCCAUCCACUGUGCUGCUGAAAAGUAUUUCUACUGUGAAUUUGAAGGACAUUAAACUCAUUCUCAUGAAAAACAUCAUCUCAUACAGCAUAUUUCAACCACUACUUUCAGGAUAUUUUAUAUUUGACCACAAACUGAUGCAUGUUUGGUCACGGUCUAGAUAUGCAAAUACAUCAAAGUCUGCCACUCAAAAAGGAUUUUAAUUCAGAUUCAUUUCUGGUAGGUCUGAACUCUCAGGGUUGUGUGCAUCCCACCCUAUCCAUGACUGUGUGCCAUCAUCUCCACUGAGCAAUGCUUUGCAUCUUCCUACAUUUUCAAAAUGGCAAAAUGUGAACUAAUCGAAUUACAGGACUUGACUCCAAAUGACCGUAUUGAAUUAGCGUCACCUACUGGCCCUCCGCCCAUCCCUGGACAGACUUUGGACAGAUGGGGCACGGAGAAGGUGAUGCGGAUGGUGGGGGAGCGUGUCCGUCUGGAGGAUCCCUAUUGGUCGAUGGGUAAAUCCGGACUGGGGCACGACUUUCAGCCGAGCAGUCCGACGCAGCUCAGCUGGUGUGACCUCUGUGGGGAGUUUAUAUGGGGCCUGUACAAACAGAGCCUUCGGUGCACACACUGUAAUUACACCUGUCAUUACCGCUGUCAACCCUUUAUUCAACUGGACUGCAGCUUGACCUCUGACCUCAUCUCCGACCAAUCAAACUACUGCGAGGACACGAUUGAGACAGACACUAAUGUGGAUGAACAAGUGGACUGGAGGAAGCAAGAGCUCUCCAGCAGUGAAAUACAACAGAAGGUGAAGGAAUACAACGCUCAGGUCAACAGUAACCUCUUCAUGGUUUUGAAUCGUGAUGGUUCGUACACUGGCUUCAUAAAGGUCCAGUUUAAGCUGGCCAGGCCCGUGUCUAUCCCGCCCCCGCGGAACGUUUCCUCAUCUUCUCGGGAGGACAAAGCACUGAAGCAUCGCACCUCAUUUUACCUGCCCAGAGAUACAGUCAAACACCUCCACAUCAGCUCCAAAACCCGGGCCAGGGAGGUCAUAGAGGCUUUGCUGAAGAAGUUCACUGUGGUGGACAACCCAGCCAAGUACUCUCUGUUUGAACGCAGCGAGAGACAAAAUCAAGUCUACUUGAAGAAGAUAGCAGAUGAUGACCGUCCGCUUUUCCUGCGUCUGUGUGCCGGACCCAACGAGAAAGUCCUCAGUCUGGUUCUUAAAGAGAAUGAAACCGGGGAAGUUAAUUGGGACGCUUUCAGCUUUCCCGAGCUGCAGAACUUCCUGCGCAUACUGCAGAAAGAGGAAGAAGACUAUGUGCGGCAGAUCGUCCGCCGUUACGCCCUGGCACGCGACAAGAUGAACGACGCCAUGAAGAACUUCAGCACACCAGGCUGAAGCGAACACGGGCUACAUUUUGUACCUCUGAAACGAAAGAAGACGAAGAAGAAGCGUACAUGCACGGCCUAAAAUGGUUUGAGUACAAAGAGUGUGUGUGGAAGAACCUUCAGGUCCAUUAGGACAUGAUAUGGGUGAGAAAUGCAGUGCGAGUGUGACUGUUGUGCGUAUGAAGAGCGUAUGCAGACUUUACACUGAGAGAAAUACUGCUAUCCUAGCUGGAUUCAGUGGAAUGGCUGCAAUGGUGAAGUGACGUCUUUUGCCUGUUUGAUUGUGGUGAAUGGAACAAUGCAGAGUUCUGUUACAGAGUAUUUUUUAGGGAAAUAUUGAAAAAGUAUUUUACUGUAUUGACAUUCCAAGAUUUAGUGAUGUUUAUAUAAAUCAUUUUAUCAUUAAAAUAUCUAUGUAUAAAUAUCUGUUAAUUUCUUGGAAUAAUUAAUAAAAAGAAAAUAUUUUCCCGUA
Molecule: messenger RNA, 2135 nt
Organism: Misgurnus anguillicaudatus (oriental weatherfish)
Lineage: Eukaryota; Metazoa; Chordata; Actinopteri; Cypriniformes; Cobitidae
Gene: rassf1
Product: Ras association domain family member 1
Biological process (GO): Ras protein signal transduction
Cellular component (GO): microtubule cytoskeleton; nucleus
Source: RefSeq, a predicted model, not a curated record